Lathyrus oleraceus (garden pea) is the source of this 1702-nucleotide messenger RNA. RefSeq lists its product as uncharacterized. NCBI's taxonomy places the organism in Eukaryota, Viridiplantae, Streptophyta, Magnoliopsida, Fabales, Fabaceae. The transcript has 2 exons. Bases 324 to 761 code for a protein of 145 amino acids. The record is from RefSeq and is a predicted model, not a curated record.
UGUGAAUUUUAUGUGAUAAGAUUGUGGAUCGUUGUGAGUACGGUGUAGAAAUUGGAACAUUUUUUUGUACAUUUCAGUUUUUCCAAUUUCUGUAAAAUUGUACGAACCGUGUAAUUUUCCCAAAAUUUUCAAAAGUUAGAAAAAACAAAAUUUUCAAAAAUUAGAUUCAAAAGAAAUAAAAAAAAAUUGAGUCUUAGAGAAGGUUAGAGAAGGUGGACGGGCGGAGGAGAGGCAGCGACCAGGCUGGGUCGUAAUGGUAGUUGACGAUCGUAGAAAUUCGGAGAUGGGGCCGUACGGCGGAGCAACAGCCGGGUCGCGCCGCGAUGGCGGAAGUCGACGACUGCAAGAUCGCAGAAGGAGGGUCGGGUGGCGGAGCUGCGACAACUGUGUUGCGUCGUGAUGACGGCGACCAGGGGUCGCGAAACCGCGUCACGAUGGUUGCGGAAGACGAACGGUGCCGCACCUGUGGCAGGCCAUGUCGCGAUAGAGGUAAACAAUGUUCGCGGGGUGCGCACGACAAAGUUACGGCGGUUGGGCGAUGCCGUGAUGGCUGGAGCCGGAGUUCAGUGUCGCAUCACGGGCCAAUGGCUGCGGCAGGCGUUAUCUGUGUCGAAAGGGUUCUGCGGAGGCACAACACUGUACAACCGCAGGUCAUCGACGGUGUUGUACGACGACGGGUUGACUGCGGAGGUUCGGGCCCGACGACGGGUAUGGGUGGGUCAGACAUUUUUCGACAGUUUUCAUUUCAGAAAGCCGGAUAAAUUUUAGGGUUAUUUUUGUUAACCUAAUUUAAAGGAAGACAAUCAUUAGUGAUUUCAAAACAUUAUCAAAGCAGUGAUCAAUUUCUUAACAAAGAAAAGAACAAUCAAGGUUAUUCUCCGUUUUUCUGAGUUCAAUCAUUGUCAUUCCAAAAGUCAACUUUGGAGUUUUCAUAUUCUUGUUAAACAACAACUUUGAAUCUAUCAUGGGAAACUUUAUUUAUUAGUCUAUCGCAGUGAACUAAAAUUUGUUCUAUUAUUGUAAGUUUAACCAGUUAUUUUCAAUUUAAAUAAAUCUCCAAUAUGUUAUAUAAUUACUUCUAAGAUGGUUAGAAUUCAUACAAAUGCCCAACAUAAUAAACAAUUGGUUAUUAGCUUAUAAGUAUUUUUUUUUUAAUAAUAUAGUAUUUUGAUUAUCGAUAGAACUUACAAUACAAAAAUGCUAAAAAAAAUUUUUUUGACAAAUAACACUUUUGUGGCAAAAACAUUAUAUAAAAAAAAAACGCGAUAGAUAUGUUUAUGUUCCUCCUAAAUAUCUCAUAUUUCAUUUUUAUCUUUUAAUUUUUUUUAAAGAAUGAUCAUUCUAAAAUUUUUAUACACACUUUUGUUAAAAGUAUUUUUGAUAAUUCAAGUGUUGUAACCGGAUAACACGAAGGUCUAACUGGUUACAGCAAGAUCAAAGACACUUCUAAGUUGAAGAAACAAUGAAAAUUUCGUAGCUGUAACUGAUUAAUAUCUGCAUGUAACCGGUUACCAUUUAAAGGAGAUUUAUUUUAGUGUCAGCCGUAAUCGGUUACGGGUUUUGUGUAAUCGAUUACAUGCCCUAGUUUUUUUGUUUUCAGUUAUGUAAUUGUGUGUAUUGUGUCUUAAUCACUUUUGUAUUGUUUGUAUAAAUGUCAUGGAGGCAUCUUCAUCUUAGUUAAUGAAAAUAUUUUCACCCUCAA